AUGACGUACGAUGUGGAAAAUCCCGGGGUUGGACCCCCUAAUGCGUUGAAAUUUCAUAUCGAUGCAGAAAUGACUCAAUUCGAAGAAGUGGGCGGAACCUGCGCAAAUCGCGACAAUUUUGAUGAAGAGUGUUUUACAGUUCGCAGUGUAGUGAUCGGACUCAUCUUCGUUAUAGCUACAUCGUAUCUUCAUCAAUGGACUGUUUACACAUUCACUCGUACGUACAUUGGUCCGAUGUUAGUUAUUAUGUUGAUCUAUCCAAUCGGUCGUUUUUGGGCAUACGCUGUGCCCAAAUCAAAACCAUUUACUCAAAAAGAGCAUGCAUUGGCACUGAUCAUGUCUAAUGUGUCUUAUAUGUAUUACCUGCAAUUUAAUUUUGCCACGGCGGCAGCAUUACCAUUGCUGGAAAAUGAUGGUCUGAAUUUUUUCAACUAUUUCUUUCUUGUUUUGGCAUUUCAAUUCCUUGGCUUUGGAUUGGCCGGUGUACUACGACGGUUCUUGGUUUGGCCAACUGAAGUUAUCUGGCCACAGAACUUGCCGUUCAUUGCUAUUUUACGCACGCUACAUGAACGCGAAACAAGUGCAAAACAGCAUUCGUAUGGAACAGUGAAAACCCGCAGUCUCAAAGAAGUCCUAUAUCAGAACAAAUUACUAUUUUUCUUCCUAGUGACUGUCGUAGCAUUUAUUUACGAAUGGUUUCCGUUACUUAUCGCGCCCUUCCUCUCUGUUUUCUCGUGGAUGUGUAUGUUCGACAUAAACAAUCAUUUACUCGGCCAAUUAACUGCUGUUCGUGGUCUUGCAUUGGGUGGCGGUGGACUUACACUCGACUGGAUGAAGAUAACACAAUAUCUUGGUUCACCACUCAUUCUGCCUGGUUGGGCACUCGUUAACAUUGGCUUUGGUUUCGUGCUAACCAUCUGGUUUAUCGUACCGAUUGUAUAUGCCUCGAACGUACGACAAGUACAGUCUCGAGCUAUUGCUGGUGUGAUGUUUACAGGUAUAACAGCGAUGAAUCUCGUGACAUCAUUCACAUCGUUUGCAUAUAUACCAGCGAUUUUCGUACAUACUGCUCUUUUUCAUGGCUAUGAUCUUUGGGAUCAACUCCGAUCGAAAUCACUCACUAAUAUGGGUAAUGAUAUGCACGCUCGACUCAUGUCAGCCUAUGCAUACGUUCCUGAAUGGUGGUACUUCGCAUUAUUUUCAGCUUCCUUAAUUACUGUUUGUGUUAUUUGUAAUCGUAAUGAUUGGUUACCGUGGUAUUUAGUACUUCUAUCUCUCGUUAUUAAUGCAACCCUUGUUCUUCCCGUUGGGCUUGUUUCGUCCAUUACUGGACAAUUCCUUCAUAAUGCACCGGUGUACUAUCUCAAUGUGAUUAUCUCACAAGGCUUUUCAUUGGGAAAUGAAUCCAAACAGACGUAUACAUUCAUCGUUGUUGGAUAUAUACUCUUCGUUCAAACACUCGCUCUCAUUCAAGAUAUGAAAUUGGGACAUUAUAUGAAAAUCGGCCCACGUUAUAUGUUUGCUGCUCAAUGUCUCGCGGGUCUUGUGUGUGCAAUGUUUAGCAUCGGUAUUCAAUUUAUGAAUUUUAAUAACUAUGGUCUUAACAAUCAAUAUGAUUCAAGUUUUUCCAUAUUCGACUUUACAUUACUGGGUGGAAGUGCUUUUAAUGAUGUCGAUGGGUUUUUCGCCGGUGCAAAUACGGGAAACCGUGUUUUAUUGUGGGCGUUUUUAGUCGGCGCAUUGCUGCCCAUUACUAGUUGGGCCCUAUCACGCUGGACUCGAUUCACUUGGCUGAAAGAGCUUCAUUGGCCUCUUAUUUUAGUAUCAUUCAGCUGGAUGCCUGCACUUUUAACGGCAGGUGCACUUUUCACUUGGCUUCUCUUCGGCUUCGUAGUCUAUUUCACAAUUGGGAAGUACACAUGGAGUCAACGUCAUAUUUAUUUAACGUCUGGUGCACUCGAUCUUGGUUUAAAUUUGACUUUAAUCGUUGUAAAUAUAGCUUUUACCAAUUUUAAUCGUGCAUUUCCAGACUGGGUAGGUACGGCAGUUAACAAUGGCUGGGAUACCUGCAAGCAAGCCUUGAUUGGCAACUCUUCAUAA
This is a messenger RNA of Adineta ricciae, 2100 nucleotides long. Lineage: Eukaryota; Metazoa; Rotifera; Eurotatoria; Adinetida; Adinetidae. The record is from the annotation of a GenBank genome assembly.